Molecule: messenger RNA, 399 nt
Organism: Quercus lobata
Lineage: Eukaryota; Viridiplantae; Streptophyta; Magnoliopsida; Fagales; Fagaceae
Exons: 1
Coding region: 1-399 (132 amino acids)
Source: RefSeq, a predicted model, not a curated record
AUGGAAUUCCGAGCAGCUCUCCUCCAUUGUGGUUUGGUAGAUAUGGGCUAUCAGGGCAACAUUUUUACAUGGAACAACGGAAGACCAGGGGAUGCUUUUGUUCAAGAACGGUUGGAUAGGGCUUGUGCAACAUCCGAAUGGUCAGAACUCUUCCCACACGCAAAGGUCACUCAUAUCCAAUCUUCUUACUCAGACCACAAUCCGAUUUUGAUCAUCUUGUCUCAACCGAACCAGAUUGGUAGAAGAAAGAAAAUUCCUACAAGGUUUGAAGAGAAAUGGGCAUAUCAUCCUGAUUGUGAAGGGGUGAUUCGAGGAGCUUGGGCAGCCGAAAAUGUUGCUAGCAGCCCCAUGUUCUGUCUCUUUGAAAAAAUAAAAAGGUGCAGGUUUGAACUGGUGUAA